GGUCAGCUUCCUCUCUCUCGCCUUCCAGCCCUCCGAAUCAAGUAAGCCUCUCCUCUUUUUUCCUUAGUUUUCCCUUUUAUUCUUCGCUUUUCUUUCCGGUCAAUGUCUUCUUCUGAUAGUCAAGAUAUUUCUGCCUCGGAUGCCCGCGCAUCCGAGGAGUCCUUUUCUUCUUCUUCUUCGACCGGGUCGUCUUCUCCCAUUCCCCAGCCCUGGUCGAUUCCAAACCCUCGCAUCCCUGAGCCGCGGCCGGUAAAUCAGAUGCCCGGUCAUAUUUUUGCGGGGAUGGAGGAGCCGGUCAGCGACGAACCGGCCCCCUAUGACCCGGAUAAUGAGACGCGGGAUCAGUGGGUGGAGAGGUUGGACGCUGCCGGUUAUUCUCCCCUACCUACUUCCUUUGUUAUAGACAUCUACCCCCAUGUUUCCAAAAUAGCUCUAAAUAAGGCCCGUAGGAAUCUCCCAGUGGGCUAUGUUCUUGAAUACGACGGGAACUGGCCCAACAUCAUAGAACCUCACCGGGAGGAUAGAAUAGGUUUUCAUAUUGCUUCUUUAGAAAGCGGUACCGUUUUUCCCCUCCGCCCUCUCUUGGUCGAGUUGUGCCAUUGCUUCAGGAUCCUUCCCGGGCAGAUCACACCCAAUGCCCACCGGUUGCUUAACUCUUUUGCAAACAUUUGCACCCAUCUCCGCAUCGACCCCUCCCUUCGUCUUUUCCUCUACAUGUUCGAGGUUCGUCCCGGUAAACCGGGUUGCGAAGGUUUCGUCUACUUCAAGGGACGGAACAAUCGCAAAUUUAUCUUUGAGCUUCCACAAAGCAACCGCUCAUGGAAGGAAAAAUUUGUCUUCAUAAAAUUUCCUCCUUCUGUCACUCCUCUGGCCGGUUUGAAGUGGAGUGACCAUCUCCUCAAGCACCAGUUCACUGAGCCGCCGACCACUCCGGAUCUGGAGGAGAGCCGAGAACAGCUUCUCAAAGGGGACCCCAACACCGGUCAGAUGUACCACUAUGGGGGUUGGGUCUGGCGCGUCCAACCGGGUGACGAGGGUACCUCCCAGGCCCAUGAAGCAGCGGGGCGCGGGGGACCCUCCCCGGGCAACACUGCGGAGGCUGGAGGCCCAAGUCACCCAGACAUGAAUUUCAGGGCGUUCAACAUGCCGAAGACAACCGGUGGUUCUUCCUCCGCUGCUGCCAAAAACAAGCCGGUGCAACCGGAGACGGUUGUGAUCCAUGACAAUGAGGAAGACCCUCAGACCGGGGGGAUAGACCCGUCAGAGGAUGCACCGGUGAACGCUUCUCCCAACAAGGGAAAGGGAAAGAAGAGGGUGAAGCACGCGGCCACCACCCACCCAUCCUCCAAGAAGAGAAGAGGGGAACAUUCCCCGGUCAAAGAAUCAAUGGAAGAGCUAUGGGUCAAGAUGACCCUCAAGCUGAAAGAGAUGGGCGAGGUUGGGCCGGAAAUCCUGGAGCAGCUCACCGAGGACUCCCCUUCCCGGUCGGCCCAGCUGGAGGAGAAGCUGAAGAGGACUGAGGCCCACAACCGGGAGCUCCAAGAGCUGACCGGGCGCCAGCUCGAUGAGUUGGCCAAUCUCGCCAGGAUGGCCGGGGAAGCGGAUGCCGAGAUCCUCCGUCUGAAGGAGGAAAACCUCAAGCUGAUGGAGGAUUUGGAGCUGAAGGAGAGAGUGUUCCCCGGCAGGGCCAAGCAAUGGGUGGGGGAGAACUUGGAGGGGACGACUCGGGUGAUCACUUCUACUCCGGAGACGACGAUGGAGGCCUUCAAAUUUAUCUACCGGGAGGAGCAGGGAAAGGAGAUGAUCACGCAGAUAGGCUCCUACGGAUUCAUGUCUGGGCAGAAAAGAGACCGGGAGGCUACACAUGCAGUCCUGACUGAACGCGACCCGGCUUUUUCUGCUGAAGCCUAUGGUCUGGCCCCCAUCCCCGAAGAAGAGCCUGAACCCCCUUUCCCCUUGCAGUGAAUUCUCCCCGGCUGCGCCCGGUCAUAUUUUGUAAACUUAAAAUCUUUGAAUUUUCCCGGGGAUGCCCGAUGCAAUAUGUGAUCAUUUAACAUUCUCUUUGAUCACUUUAUCUGAAGGAUCAGCUCGAGUAACUUUGACCAGUCAAACUUUAAUUUUCGCUUUCUUGGCUUGUU
This is a messenger RNA of Cuscuta campestris, 2138 nucleotides long. The record is from the annotation of a GenBank genome assembly. NCBI's taxonomy places the organism in Eukaryota, Viridiplantae, Streptophyta, Magnoliopsida, Solanales, Convolvulaceae.